AUGGCUUCCGGAAAACCCAACAAGCUCGCCUUCCUGUCGAUGACCGCGCCGGCGUCAUAUGUCGCUGGUCUCGGUCGUGGCGCAUCUGGCUUUACGACUCGUUCAGAUAUCGGUCCUGCGAGAGAAGGGCCGUCGGCGGAAACCAUCGCUGAGGCUCAAGCAAAACGCGGGGAGGAACCAGAAUUCGACCCCGAGCAAUUCCAAGACCCCGACAACGAAGUCGGUCUCUUCGCAGGAACUACGUAUGAACAGGACGAUGAAGAGGCCGACAACAUAUACGACGCCGUCGACCGCAACAUGGAUGCACGACGCAAGGCGCGUCGAGAAGCGCGGGAGGACGAGGAACUCGCCAAACACAGAGCGGAGCGGCCCAAGAUUCAGCAGCAGUUCUCGGACUUGAAACGCGGGCUGUCGCAGGUGUCGGAUGCGGAGUGGGAGGGUAUACCCGAAGUGGGGAACUUGACACGGAAGAAGCGAAAGCGCGACGAUAGGAUGUUCGCUGUUCCCGAUUCCGUUGUGGUUGGGGACCGGAGCAAGACCGAGUAUACGAAUGCUCUUGACGCGCAGCAACAAGAGAGCGGUGGAUUCGAGACCCCGGCUGAGUCAGGCACGCUCACCAACUUCGUCGAAAUUGGUCAAGCCCGCGACAAGAUUCUUUCCCUCAAACUCGACCAGGUCUCUGGUGCUGCGACAAACGUGAGCGGGACGAGCACGUCUGUCGACCCCAAGGGCUAUCUCACCUCGCUCGACAGCGUCGUGAUCAAGUCAGAUGCCGAAAUUGGCGACAUCAAGCGUGCUCGCAUGCUCUUCGACUCCCUGGUCAAGUCGAACCCCAAGCAUUCUCCCGGAUGGAUCGCGGCGGCACGGUUAGAGGAACACGCGGGGCGGAUGGUUGCCGCACGUAAGCUUAUCAAGGCUGGAUGUGAUCAGUGUCCGAAGAGCGAGGAUGUAUGGCUGGAGGCAGCUAGACUUCAUCAAAACAGCGAUGCAAAGGUCAUCCUUGCCAAUGCCGUGCAACAUGUGGGGCAGAGUGUCAAGAUUUGGCUUGCUGCUGCUGAUCUUGAACACGACAACAAGUCCAAGAAGCGUGUUCUGCGCAAAGCUCUCGAAAGCAUCCCGAACUCGGUACGACUCUGGAAAGAAACCGUCAACCUCGAAGACUCCGCUCAAGAUGCGCGCGUUCUGCUGGCUCGCGCUGUCGAAGUCAUCCCUCUAUCUGUCGAACUGUGGCUCGCUCUUGCACGCCUCGAGACUCCCGCCAAGGCGAAAGCCGUGCUUAACAAGGCUCGCAAGGCUGUUCCCACUUCACACGAGAUUUGGAUAGCCGCCGGACGCCUGCUCGAACAGGAAACCGCCCCGCAGGCGCCAGAAGCAAACGGCGACGCGAUGAAGACGCUCGAGCUCGUCGAUAAGACGAUCGAGGCCGGUGUGCGUGAGCUGCGGCGACACGGCGUGCUUCUCACGCGCGAACAGUGGUUGCGCGAAGCAGAGAAGUGCGAGCAGGAUGGUUCGCUGCGAACGUGCGCUGCGAUCGUCAAGGCUACGGCCACUGUGGAUAUCGAAGAGGAGGACCGGUACGAUACGUGGGUGGCCGAUGCGGACGCUGCUCUGGGUAAGGGGAUGGUUGGGACGGCGAGGGCUCUGCUGGCGUAUGCGCUCAGGGUGUUCCCCGAUCGGAGGACCUUGUGGAGGAAGGCAGCGGAUUUGGAAAAAGCGUAUGGGACGAGGGAGGCGCUGGACUCGGUACUUGCACGAGCCGUGCAUCAUUGCCCUCAAGCAGAGGUGCUUUGGCUUAUGGCAGCCAAAGAGAAGUGGCUUGCUGGAGAUGUUCCUGCCGCCCGAGAGGUUCUCGAGCGCGCAUUCGUCGCAAACCCCGAAAGCGAACAGAUCUGGCUUGCUGCUGUCAAACUCGAGGCGGAGAACGGAGAGUUGGGCGUCGCGCGCGAGCUUCUCACACGUGCUCGUACUAUCGCAGGAACCGAGCGGAUUUGGAUGAAGUCCGCUGUUUUCGAGAGGCAACAAGGUCGCUACGACCCAGCUCUCGAAGUUGUCAGCACCGCGCUAAGCAAGUACCCCAAGUUCGCCAAGCUGUACAUGAUCCAAGGCCAAAUUCACGAGAAACGCGGAAACCGAGCCGCCGCACGGGCGGCGUUCGCAGCCGGGCUCAAGGCUUGUCCCAAGGACGAGACACUCUGGAUACUUGCUUCGCGCCUCGAGGAGGCCGACGGACGCUCGAUCAAGGCCCGCUCACUGCUCGAGAAGGGAAGGCUCGCAAACCCACAGAACGAGUCACUCUGGGCCGAAGCCGUGCGCGUUGAAGAACGCGCGGCCGCCGCGUCUGGAGGAGGCUCGCAGGCACAGGCACAGGCGAAGGCCGUGCUUGCGCGUGCUUUGCAAGACUGCCCCACGUCUGGCGUGCUGUGGUCGCUCGCGAUCUGGGCUGAGCCCCGGCCGGCGCGCAAGGCGCGGAGCGUCGACGCGCUCAAGAAGAGCAAGGAUAACCCGACUGUCACGUGUACGGUCGCGCGGCUGUUCUGGACGGAGCGCAAGAUUGAGCAGGCGCGGAGGUGGUUUGCGCGAAGUGUGGGUACGGAGCAGGAUAAGGACUUGGGCGAUAACUGGGGCUGGUGGUUGAGGUUUGAGCGGCAGCAUGGAACAACGGAGUACGCCGAGGAGGUGAUUAAGCAGUGUGUCGCUGCGGAGCCUCACCAUUCGCCGGUCUGGCAGUCGAUUGCGAAGGACGACGCAAACGUCGGGAAGAGCACGAAGGAGAUCCUACUGCUCGUCGCCGAUGCACUGCAGUAG
Coniophora puteana RWD-64-598 SS2 is the source of this 2805-nucleotide messenger RNA. RefSeq lists its product as uncharacterized. Gene Ontology annotation, cellular component: U4/U6 x U5 tri-snRNP complex; catalytic step 2 spliceosome. Gene Ontology annotation, biological process: mRNA splicing, via spliceosome; spliceosomal tri-snRNP complex assembly. The transcript has 11 exons. Gene Ontology annotation, molecular function: protein binding. Lineage: Eukaryota; Fungi; Basidiomycota; Agaricomycetes; Boletales; Coniophoraceae. The coding region runs from base 1 to 2805 and encodes 934 amino acids. The record is from RefSeq and is a predicted model, not a curated record.